Molecule: messenger RNA, 3438 nt
Organism: Tarenaya hassleriana
Lineage: Eukaryota; Viridiplantae; Streptophyta; Magnoliopsida; Brassicales; Cleomaceae
Product: pentatricopeptide repeat-containing protein At5g57250, mitochondrial
Exons: 4
Coding region: 310-2553 (747 amino acids)
Molecular function (GO): protein binding
Source: RefSeq, a predicted model, not a curated record
UCUCUUUCUUUCUCGUUCAGUUGCCGCCGUUGAUUUUCCGGCAGCCGGAACGCCUUCGUGCCUUCACCGUAGGUCGGAAGACUCCGCUUCUUCGUUCGACUGUUUUCAUCCUUUUAAGCGGCGGAGCGAACACCGUCUGAGUUAGCGGCGCCACCGAACUCGACGGAAGGCGGAUAAUCUGGGCAGACAGAUCCGAUUUGGUUUAGUUUUCUGGCUCCAUUUGUCUGAACUGACCAGCUUCUGUCGAUUCAUGGAACUCUGAGUGAAGAGUUGUACUUCUCCGACCAAUUCUGUCAACUCCCCGGUGGUAUGAUUAAGUUUAUGCGGCGCUUCAGAGCCGUGUUUUCCUUAAUUUCAUGUCGAAAGAGCAAAGCUAUGAGGUCUUCUGUGAUCGAUCAAUUUCGUUCAGCGGGCGGUGUUUCAGGCUUAUACAGAUUGACGUGCAAGAACGAUGUUAAUGUUUCUGUAAAACUACAAAGGAGACAUUUUUCGAGUUCCGGACACGAUGAAGAAGGUAGGAAGCUGUCGAAGAUCAACGAGGAACAGCGUCUCAUGGGGGGCGGGACAGUAUCAAAGGCAAAUGAGAUCUCAAAAGUGGCUUCAGACAUCAAUAUGUUCAGUGCUUUGUUAGAUAGUUAUGUCAAGGAAAAGAAUAUUGCUGCCAUGUUAGAAGCUAGUUGCAGGCUAAAACAAGCUAAAUUCCCUAUGGACAUUGUAAUGUGCAACAUCCUUUUGAAAGCACUUCUAUUGGUAGGUGCAUAUGAAGAAGCCAAUGCUCUUUACAGGGCGUUGCCAGAAAUGAAGCUUACCCCAGAUGCAACCACAUAUUCUGCGAUGAUCGAUGGCUUUUGCAAAAUGGGUCAGGUUGAAGAGGCACUUAAAAUAUUUGACGAGUUUAGGAAAAGCUUGGUUUCUUCAGCAUCAUGUUAUAUUCGCAUCAUUGAUGCCCUCCGCAAGAAGGGGAUGCUCGACACAGCUACAGAAGUGUUUGUUGAGUUAUGCGAGAGAGGUCUGGAUUUGGACAUCAACAUGUUUCAUUCUUUGUUGUAUGCGCUCCUCGGUAGGGAAGGUGAAGAAGGAAUAUUGAGUUUGGUUUACAGAUUCGAAUCUUUAAAUUUGGACGUAUCUGUCACAAUAUUGAAUGAUGCUAUCUGGUUUUUAUGCAAGAGAGGUUCUUUCGAGGCAGCCAUUGAAGUUUAUGCGGUUAUUAGGAGGAUUGGUAUACCUGUUACAAGCGAGUCCUACUAUUUGAUUUUUACAGGGCUUCUAACUAUCAAAGAAAAAUCUUUAACCAGACCUUUGAUGAGCCUUGCCGUUAAAUUAUAUGCCAUGAGAGAACCUAUGGUAGGAAAGAUGGUGAUGUUCUUCUUGUGCUUGAAAGAUACCAGUAAGGCCCUUGCAUUUCUUAGAAAACUAAGAGAAAGCGAGUUAGAUGUCUAUUUUCCUUCUGCCGUUCUAAGGACACUAGUGAACGAUCUCAGAGCAUCAGAUGCAUAUUUACUGGUAGUAAACUCUGACAAUGAUUUGCCUUUGGAUGUGGUUGAUUACACGAUCAUCAUCGAUGGCCUUUGCAAGGAAGGAUUUCCAAGAAAAGCCUUAAACUUGUGCCGUUUCGCCAAAUGUAAAGGUAUCACGCUUAACAUCCUCACGUAUAAUUCAGUCAUACAUGGAUUGUGCCUUCAGGGAUGUAUUGUAGAAGCCUUCCGUCUAUUUGAUUCGCUAGAGAACCUGGGGUUAUACCCAUCUGUGGUAACAUAUGGCAUACUGAUUGACAAUUUAUGCAAAGAAGGUCUUCUUCUUGAUGCUGAGAAACUCUUGAAUGAUAUGGUUUCUAAGGGACUAGUUCCAAACGUUGUCAUUCUUAACUCGAUGAUUGAUGGGUACUGCAAGCUUGGGCAAAUGGAGAAUGCCCAGAGAGUUUUAUGCCUCCUAAAGGCGAAAGGUCUAAUGCCAGAUGUAUUCACUGUGAGCUCUAUGGUCAAGGGAUACUAUAAAAGAGGUGACAUGCAAGAGGCUAUGCAGGUGUUUACCAUGUUCAAGGGCGAAAAUCUCUCGCCCGAUUUCUUGGGUUAUAUAUUUAUGAUCAAAGGAUUCUGUACAAAGGGGCUAAUGGAUGAAGCAUGGGGCCUUCUGAGAGAAAUGCUUGUUUCAGAAUCUGUUGUCGAGCUGAUAGACAGAGUAAUGCUUGUUUCAGAAUCUUUUCUCGAGCUGAUAGACAGAGUUGACCCGGAGGUUGAAUCUGAACCGAUCAAGAAUAUUCUCAUCAUGCUGUAUGAGCAAGGAAGGGUUCUUGAAGCUCUGAAGAUCCUGGAAGAGAUAUGUUCAAAAUUCUUCCUGGAUGGCGAAAGCUCAAGUUCUUGUCAGGGAUCAAAAUUCCUGGACAAGCCUUGUGAGUCUCCUGAGGCUGAUGUGCAUGAAAAAGAUGAAUGGAAGGAAGAUUAUCUUACAGAUUUUCGGAAUCUUCACUCUGUAAUUAGCUCUCUUUGUUCCAGAGGGAAGAUUAAGCAGGCAAACAAGCUUGUUAGGUCUGUGGUCUCGGGUAUGCAUAGAUAGCUUGGAACAUCACAUUACCUCUCUUUUUAACAGCUAAGAGCUAAGUGCUUGCUUACACGAACUCUCAUUGAAGGACCCACACUAGAGCCUCUGGCUGAAUCAGAGGAGCCCGGGUUUUCCUGGAUGAUGCCUCUCUUCAAGACUCUGUCUUUCUCCUCCACAGGUCCGGCUUGGCUUUUCUUGCUCAUUCCUUUUCUGUCACCACAGUGGCAUUGGUCAACUCACUCCAGACCACUGUGGUUUUCGCCCUGAGGAAUCUCAUAAAAGUUUAAAUCUGUAUCCUUGUGUUUCUAAAGUAAUGUUGAUGAAGGAGAAACUCAGGAUACAUGUCAUUUCAUCCCUUUUCUACGCCUUCCGGGUCAACUCAUAUCAUCCAGGAAAUUUCACUCUUCUUCCAAGAAAGCAUACCCGGAUCAAAUCCCAGUGAAAUCCAGCGGUUUGGGCAGCCAAUCUCCAUCAGAGCCUGAACCAUGACUAGCUGUUUUCUUUCCAGUCUUCAGCUUCUCGAUUUCAAGUCUGGUAUUCCAACCUCUCUUUCUCAUAAGGGUUUCGAAAUUUAACUUCUCUCGGUAUGCUCUGCGAAUUGAAUCAUGAUCUGUUGAGUGAUUAUGCUGGAAUAUCGUUCUCUCACAGGCAACAGCACGGCCAGAUCCUAAAGGUAUGAUUGGAUCCCGGAAGUUAUCUGUUCCUCCUUCCAUAGGUUUAUGCCGUGCAUUUUCAUAGCCUAUUCAGAUCCCAACCAUAUGAUUGAUUUUGGUUAGGACGUCACUCAGAAUGCUUUUUGAUAAUCGUUGUAUAUAAAUUUGCAUUCGAAUUCCUCUGACAUUGGUUCUUUUAGCAUUAUUAUCGAGAAAAUGAUAUCACAAUGGAACCACUUCGUUGCCA